Messenger RNA from Glarea lozoyensis ATCC 20868, 2607 nucleotides. RefSeq names its product Clc chloride channel. Gene Ontology annotation, biological process: chloride transport; transmembrane transport. NCBI's taxonomy places the organism in Eukaryota, Fungi, Ascomycota, Leotiomycetes, Helotiales, Helotiaceae. The coding region runs from base 1 to 2607 and encodes 868 amino acids. Gene Ontology annotation, molecular function: voltage-gated chloride channel activity. The record is from RefSeq and is a predicted model, not a curated record. The transcript is spliced from 7 exons. Gene Ontology annotation, cellular component: membrane; Golgi apparatus; early endosome.
AUGACUGCCGCAAACCAAACCCCAGAUUCCGCCGAAUCGUCUCCUCCCAGCUCUCCGACACAACAACGGGCACCGAUAUCUCGCUCGCACAGCGGUCUUGGUCACGAUGAGCGAACACCUCUACUCAAAAGCGCUGGUCGUUCUCGAAUACGACUACAGUCUGCUGCACUGGAAUCCGGGACUGCUCGCGGCCCCCGACUGUUGAGGCAUGCUAGCCAUAAUGGAAGCCUUCGGAGUGCUCGAAAUCAUAGUCGCGCCGGGUCCUGGGGACACCGCCUCGUCGGAGCCCUCACGCACAACAACUCGAUGGUGGAAUCUAAAGCGUCCAUACAAUCCGAGGACCGAGUUUGGUACGAUCAGUUUACCUCUACAGAUUGGGUGAGAGAUAGCAUCGCGGAUGCCCACCGAAUGAAAGCUCUGCGGAGCCGAACAGACGUACGAGGACGACUACUAGCAGCUUUCGAUGGGGCUCAAGGAUGGAUUUUAAGUGCACUUGUUGGUUGUAUAACGGCAUGUGUAGCAUAUAUGGUCGAUGUGUCGGAGGCUCCAGUGUUUGACUGGAAAGAAGGCUACUGUCACGAUGGGUUUCUCAUUAGCGAAAGGCAUUGCUGCCCUGGGGGAGAUAGAUGUGACGCCUGGAAGUCUUGGUCAAAUUAUGUCAAGCUGCCCCAUGUUUCAGAGACGGUUGUCGAAUUCAUAAUUUUCGUCAUUUUGGUGGUGGCACUAGCUUCAGCAGCGUGUCUCCUAACCCUCACCUCGAAAACUGUUGUACCAUCGACCUAUCACAUAGGAACCCUCGAUGAAAACUUAGCCGCGGUUUCAACGCAUGCAGAAUUACAAGAUGAUGGAGCUACUAGUCCUAAGUCGCAAGUGGAAAAAGAGCCUGCUGGCUCUAUGGUUUACUAUUCGGCUGCUGGUAGUGGAGUUGCAGAAGUUCGUGUUAUACUGAGCGGGUUCGUGCUCCACGGAUUUCUUGGAGUCAAAACAUUGGUCGUCAAAACUGCCGCCCUCAUUCUUAGUGUUGCGUCUGGAUUGAGCUUGGGCAAAGAGGGUCCUUUUGUUCACAUCGCCACAUGUAUUGGAAACAUUGCAUGUCGAAUGUUUGACAAAUACGACCGAAAUGAUGGAAAGAGAAGAGAAGUUCUGUCAGCAGCUGCCGCAGCCGGUGUUGCAGUCGCUUUUGGGGCACCUCUUGGCGGCGUUCUGUUCUCGUUAGAAGAAGUCGCCUAUUUCUUUCCUGCCAAAACCUUGUUCAGAACUUUCUUCUGCUGUAUAACGGCAGCACUGUCACUCAAGUUCCUCAAUCCCUACGGAACGAACAAAGUGGUAAUUUUCGAAGUCCGAUACUUGACAGACUGGGACUUUUUUGAACUUGUGGGAUUCGUUGUGGUCGGUAUGGUUGGGGGAGCUGUUGGUGCUCUGUUCAUCAAGGCGUCCCGCGCAUGGGCAAAAUCCUUUCGCAAAAUCACGAUCGUGAAACAAAAACCACUAGUCGAAGUCAUGUUGGUUGCUUUGAUCACCGGGUUAAUAAGCUUCUGGAACCCAUUUACGAAAUUGCCAGUCGCGAAACUACUGUUCAACUUGUCGAGUCCUUGUGAUAUCAACAAGGAGGAUGAGAUGGGAUUGUGCCCAAAAGAUCUUGACGACAUCUUCCCGAUCAUCAGAAGCCUUGCCGUGGCAUUUUUCAUCAAGGCCUUUUUGACGGUAAUCACAUUUGGAAUUAAAGUUCCCGCUGGUAUCUACGUCCCAUCUAUGGUUGUUGGUGGAUUAGUCGGCCGAAUCUUUGGACAUUUGCUGCAGUGGACUGUUCUACGAUUUCCAACGAAUCCAGUCUGGGGUAAUUGCGCCGCACAUGCCGACGGAACCUCUUGUAUCACGCCUGGUGUCUAUGCACUUGUUGCUGCUGGGUCGACAAUGUGCGGUGUGACGCGUCUAUCCAUCACACUGGCCGUGAUCUUAUUCGAGUUAACUGGCAGUCUCGAUUAUAUCCUGCCGUUCUCGCUAGCUGUCUUGGUUGCCAAAUGGACAGCAGACUGGAUAGAGCCUUUGAGCAUUUAUGAUCUUUUGACAAAUCUCAACUCAUACCCCUUUCUAAACAAUAAGCACAAGCCGAUGUUUACUUCGACCCUUGCGGAAAUUGUUCCACGAGUUCGGCGAGAAAGAGUGAUAGAUAUCUCCAGCUCUCCCUUGGUUCCAGCUAGCAGUCUUCGGAACAAAUUAGAGAUUUUACACAAGGCCGGAGAGGUUGACGGAGGUCUCGCUAUUGUCCGCGACGAGGUUCUGGUUGGUUUGAUCCCAGCACCAGAACUUGAGUUUGCCCUUGAUGGAUUGCCUGAUGAGCCGGGAACGCUUUGUCUUAUGGUCAAGGUUACAUCUUUUGAUGAUUCUGAUGAUGAAGGAGACGAUCCUACCGACUUUACGAAGCAUAUUGAUCCAUCGCCUCUAACUCUCGACAUUCAUGCUCCAAUGGAUCUUGUAUACGAGUGCUAUGUUAAGCUGGGCCUGAGAUAUAUAUGCGUGACUCGUGAAGGGCGUUUCGCAGGAGUUACACACAAAAAGACGUUUGUGAAAUACAUACGUGAGAUGGAAGAGAAAGAUGAGCAUUGA